Molecule: messenger RNA, 1167 nt
Organism: Arachis ipaensis
Lineage: Eukaryota; Viridiplantae; Streptophyta; Magnoliopsida; Fabales; Fabaceae
Source: RefSeq, a predicted model, not a curated record
AACACGCAAACAACCACACCGCAAGAAAGAAGCAAUAAAAAUUGAGAGAGACUUUAACACAUUGCUUUGUGCUUUCGUCUUCUUCUUUUUCUUCUUCUUCUUCUUCUACUCUUGAUUCCAGUAACCUUCGUUUCCUUCUGGAAACUUCUUUCUUAUUCGUUUUGUUGUUGAAGUCUUCUUUAAUCUCUCUCUCUCUCUCUGUCUCUCUUAGCCUCCGAUCGGUCCAAUUCGCUUCCAUGGCUACGAUCGGACACAACAAUCUCAACGCCAAAUUGGUUCUGCUGGGGGAUAUGGGUGCAGGAAAAUCCAGCCUCGUUUUGCGCUUUGUUAAGGGUCAAUUCCUUGAAUUUCAGGAAUCAACAAUUGGGGCAGCAUUCUUUUCGCAGACAUUGGCUGUAAAUGAUGCCACAGUGAAAUUUGAGAUCUGGGACACAGCCGGACAAGAAAGAUACCAUAGUUUGGCUCCCAUGUACUACAGAGGCGCUGCUGCGGCUAUCAUUGUCUAUGAUAUUUCUAGCACAGAUUCAUUUACACGAGCUAAGAAGUGGGUCCAAGAGCUUCAAAAGCAAGGUAACCCUAACAUGGUCAUGGCACUUGCUGGUAACAAAGCUGACUUGGAAGAUAAGCGCAAAGUGGCAGCUGAAGAAGCACGUGCAUAUGCUGAGGAAAAUGGUCUGUUUUUCAUGGAGACAUCUGCCAAAACUGCAUCCAAUGUUAAUGAAAUAUUCUAUGAAAUAGCAGCCAAGAGGUUACCAAGGGCUCAACCAGCGCAAAACCCGGCGGGGAUGGUUCUAGUUGAUAGACCCGCAGAAGGAUCCAGAGCUGCAUCAUGUUGUUCAUAAAUAUAUUUUUUCUUUUAUUCUAUAGGUUGUAGCACUAAACAAAAUUUCAUGGUCCUGCUUUGGUGAAGCUUCAACGAGUUUGAUGGGCUUCCUAGAUGAAUGGAUACAAAUUAAUAUGAAAUAAACUUGUUGGAGCUAAAUGUGUCCCCCUUGAGUUGAAUGUAUAUUUUCGUUAAUUUCUUGAGUAAAGAGUUAAAUGCAUUUAUGUAUUUAAAAAGGUUAGCGACUCUGAUCCUUCCAUUCUCCGCACCCUCUUUUCUUUUAUUGUUCCUUGUCGAUAAACUUGUUUCACAUAAUGUUAUUCGUUAUGAUAUUAUUGGUAUUA